Molecule: messenger RNA, 2396 nt
Organism: Aethina tumida (small hive beetle)
Lineage: Eukaryota; Metazoa; Arthropoda; Insecta; Coleoptera; Nitidulidae
Product: plexin domain-containing protein 2
Exons: 10
Coding region: 32-1705 (557 amino acids)
Source: RefSeq, a predicted model, not a curated record
GUUGGGUUUUCUCGUCAGUAGCAAAACAAAAAUGGCGUGGUUGUGUUACGUUCGUAGUGGGUUCUGUGCGUAUUUUUUUAUUGUGUUUUGGAUUAAUUGGGCGAACUCGAGCAGCGAUUACCAUUUUUACCAAGGUUCUCCGUACCAGAGAUCGGAAAAUCUAGGACUAGAAUUAAUAGACAAUAAGGAUGUGUUCCCGCCGCAUAGUGUGCACAGAAGAGAGGUACCAAUACAACCACCACCACCACCACCACCAAUGGACAACAACACAACGCUACAGCCAAACACAACCACCGACGAGCUGAUAAUACCUCAUCUAAAGGACGCGAAACCAAAUAAAAUGCAGAAACUACUGAACACGACGAUGACGAAAGUGCCCCUGAUGAAGGAACUGAAAAACUUGGGGGUGAACGGAACGGGGCAAAGAAAAUAUAAUUCACCGGUGAUCGCCAAACUGCCCACCGAGAACGUGACCAUCUUCACCCAAACACAGGACAAAGGGAACACGCCGAAAGCGGUCGGAACGAUGGACGUCGACGACGUAUUCUCCUUUCCCGACAACAAGACGCUGCAAAUGCACAACAUCACCACUCAGAAAUUUGAUUCUCACAUAUAUUACAACAGCACGUUGAUUACGGACGAAAGUACGGGUCAUUAUUACUGGGUCAACAUGGAAAAUCGGACAGACGUUAAAUAUAACGAUCUAUUAUCGACAUCGCAUCGCAGAGCAGCGACUGUGAAACUGAGUUUCGACUUUCCGUUCUAUGGGCACACAAUAAAAAAUGUGACGAUUGCAACAGGCGGUUUCCUCUACACCGGGGACUACAUACACUCGUGGUUGGCGGCAACCCAAUACAUCGCUCCUCUUAUGGCAAAUUUUGACACGAGCUUGUCGAACGACAGCUUCAUCAAAUACGUGGACAACGGUACUGCCUUUACUGUGGAGUGGGAAAAAGUUUCGUUGCAGGACAAACCCAACGAGGGCACGUUUACAUUCCAAGUAACGCUGUUGAAAAGCGGGGACGUGGUUUUUGUUUACCAAAACGUCCCCCUAUUCAUCGAGAACAUCAAAGACGAUCACCACCCAGUUAAAGUCGGAAUGUCCGACGCCUACAUAAUGGAUCGUCAAAUAUUCUAUGUGAGAAGAAAAACCAUUUACGAGUACCACCGUGUCAACUUCGCCAAAGAGGACGUCAAAAACUGGACGGUCAUAUACCUGAAAGCGUUGCCGACUUGCUUGGACCACAAGGAUUGUGAAAGCUGCACCAACAACAAACUUCCAUCGUUCAACUGUACGUGGUGCCCGAAGACGCGUCGUUGCUCAAACGACGGCUUGGACCGUUUCCGCCAGUCCUGGGUGACCAACGACUGCGGCACCAUCAAGGUGAACAAUGCCUCAGUGUGCACGCCCGAAAUGAACAGCGAGAGCAAUCCUUCGGCGUCGCCGUAUGACGCGACCACGCAUCAGGACGAUUCGGGAGUCAUGAGUGGCGAAAUCGUAAGACCCGCAGCCAAGAUGAGCGUCACAGCUGUGGUUGCCCUCAUGUUUCUGAUCUGUAUGGUGUCUGGUAUGUCGUUUUGGAUUUUGUACGCUUAUAGAAAUCCGCACACGACGAGUGGACAGAUGCUCAUUAGGUAUCGUCCGAGUCAGUGGCAUUGGCGGAGAGGUGAAGCUCGUUACACAGCAGCUACAAUACACAUGUGAUAAUUGUUUUAAUCAAGAGUAGACGUUAUUAUAUCAUUCCAUAUCCAUCCAUCACACAAACUACUUGGCACCAGUAGUCAUUCAAAAAUGUUCAUGGAUAGAUAAAUCGAGUUUGAUUUUAUAGUGGUUGAAUAUUUAUUCAAUAUCGAUUAAGUUUAAUAGAUUCUAGAGGAUUGUAUAUAGGUAUGUUGACAUCGAAGCAAUUAACGGCAGAAGAUCUUCGAAGUGAAAGAUCCGUGUACCACUAGUUUAUUUACUGUGAUAAAAUUUUAUAAAUUCAUGUCGUCCAAAUUGUCAAUUUUCUAACCGAGCUGCCUUUUUGUGCCUAAAUAAACUAUAUUGUAAAUACAUUUUUAUUAAACGUUUAAGCAAUACGGAAAUUUUAUAUUAUGUAUUUUGAUAUUAUAUGUAUAUUCUACAAUUUUUAUCUAUAUUAUGAAUUGUUUUAAGAAUUACUGGGAGGCUUUUAAUAAAAAAACUGUUGUUUCAUAAUCUUUAACAAUUCCCAUUAAUUCUUAUAGAAGCCAAUCUUAAUUAUAAUAAAAUUUCAAUUAAUAUUUGGAAAAGCUUUAAUGUUGUAUUGUUUUUAACCAUUGUAUCAAGUUAUUAAAUUGUAUUAGUCCAUGAUUGUAGGCAUUAUUGAAAUGUUCAUGUAAUUUUUAUCAAUAAAUAUCUACAUGUGGCAGAGUGA